AUGGAACUGAAGGCAGCUGCCUUGAUCGUCAGCCUCUUGGCCAUUGCAGGGGCCCAGGCGGAUGUCAGUGCCGACCAGGUGGCGGAUGUGGUGUGGAACUACUUCACUCAACUGGGCAGCAACGCCCAGGAGAAGGUGGAUCAGCUCCAGCAGUCGGAGAUCAGCCAACAGCUCCAGACCCUCUUCCAGGACAACGUCCAGACAGUCAGCAUGUACACCGGGGACCUGAAGAAGCAGCUGAUUCCCUUCGCCACAGAGCUGCACGCGCGGCUGACGGAGGAAUCCCGGAAGCUGAAGGAGCAGAUCCAACAGGAGAUGGAGCAGCUCCAAGCCCGGAUGUCCCCCUUUGCCGAUGACGUCCACCAGCAGAUCAGCAAGAACAUCCAGGAGCUGCAGACCAAGCUGGCCCCUUAUGCGGAGGAGCUGGGUGUGCAGGUGGAGAAGAGCACCGCAGACCUGCGCCAGCAGAUGGUCCUCCUGAGGCAGAAUGUGCAGGCCAAGCUCGAAGAGAACAUUGGCAGCCUCCAGAGCUCCCUCACCCCGUACGCCGACGAGCUGCAGCAGCAGAUCAACCAGAAGGUGGAGGACACCAAGAGGCAACUGGCCCCCUAUGCCGACGAGAUCAAGGCCAAGGUGGACGAGAGUGUGGAAGAGCUGCGCAAGAGCUUGAGCCCCUACGCCCAGGAGAUGCAAGAGCAGCUGACCCGCCAGCUGGAGGGGCUCUCCUUCCAGAUGAAGAAGAGUGUCGAGGACCUGCGCUCCCAGCUCUCGGAACAAACUGAGCAGCUGCGCCUGAAGCUCAGCCCGUAUGCCCAGGAGCUGCAGCAGAAGCUGGAGGAGGGCGGGGCGGACCUGCGGGAGUCCCUGGCCCUCUACGCCCAAGGCCUGGACGGCAAGGUCGGCCAGCAGGUGGAAGAGUUCCGCCAGGCCGUGAUGCUCCAAGGGCAGAACUUGAACAGGCAGCUGGUGCAGAAAAUGGAGGAGAUGCGGCAGAAGCUGGAGCCGCACACUGACACUGUGGGAGACCACCUCGUCUUCCUGGAGAAGGAUGUGAGGGACAGGUUCAGCUCCUUCUUCGACAGCCUGAGGCAGCUCGGAAACUAAGAGGGGCCCUUUCUGCUUCCGACACAACCCGUCACAGCCCAACAUCCCUUAUUUCCGGCUCCAGAGCAGCGUUCCUAGAUAACGUCUUCUUUGCUUCCCACCCUCUCCAAGGACAGGAAUGAGAAGCCAGCAGGAUUCAGAACUGUGUGGCUGAGCAUUAAGGGGGCCCUUUGUCCCAAAUGUAGGCGAGGGGCACCUCCCCCUCCUCUCGGUGCGGCCCGUUCCCAUGCAGAGUCAGAGAUGUGGAUGAAAUAAAGGAGCCCCUUUGCAAUG
Messenger RNA from Gekko japonicus, 1377 nucleotides. RefSeq names its product apolipoprotein A-IV-like. Bases 1 to 1104 code for a protein of 367 amino acids. The transcript has 3 exons. Gene Ontology annotation, molecular function: lipid binding. The record is from RefSeq and is a predicted model, not a curated record. Gene Ontology annotation, biological process: lipid transport; lipoprotein metabolic process. Gene Ontology annotation, cellular component: extracellular region. Lineage: Eukaryota; Metazoa; Chordata; Lepidosauria; Squamata; Gekkonidae.